GCGGAACUUCUUUAUUACAAAAUGGUUACAAGUUACAACAUUUACAAGUUAUAACAAGAUUACAAUGUAUAUCGUCGGAGUUGAUUACAAAAGAAAUUGAUUCAAAAAGAUUACAAUUUGAAUGUAUAAAACAUUUAUGAGUUUUAAAAUACAUGCUAGCUUAAGUGACAGUCCUCAAUAAAGAAGCUAAAGAUGGGAUAUACUUAUAUAAGAAGGCCGAGCCCACCGGCACUUAGCACCAUCCACAACAGAACAAACUUAUAACCUGAAAAACAAUAGGGAAUAAAGCCCUGAGUACGCAAUUACUCAUCAAGACUUACCCGACUAAAGAAAAUACUCUCAAGGGUAUGCUAGUUUGUUGAGAAUCAAGGUAAAGCUCAUCAAAUUUCAAAGACUCGUUUUUGCAGAAAAGCUUACUAGUAGUGGAUCCUUAUGCCAAACUUUUACUUCACAGAUUAAGUACUUUUCCUGAAUCUAGAUUUGCCUAAUCUAGAGCAUUCACCUGUCCUACACUAGCUUCAUUGUAGCAGCUUUAGUUUCACUUGUUAUCUACGAUGCAGGGCAGUGAUCCAGUCUUCAUAUCCGAGAAGUAACGACGAUCUGAAUCGAUUAAUACUCAGCUGAGGAUCUCCAACCACACGACAUAUGUAGCACUUAACCCUUGCAUAUGUCAACUCACCCACGGGUUUCUCAAGACCAGAACGGGUCCCCGCCAACCAAGAGCUCAGUACCCCACCAUCCAGCCUCUUGUCAGGUGGAUACAUGAUACUCUCGCCAUCUCUCCACUCCCAUUGCGAGCCGGCCUUUCUGAUAUUGGUCCAGCCGAGGCUAAGCUUACCCAUGACGAGGCAUGUGGCCAGUUAAAGGGUCCUAGAUCAGCAAGCCUACUUUCGGUACGGUCCUUAAUCGAUACAGACGGACGACCUUUCCUACUCAACGUCUGGUCUCAUAUUAUUAUUUCCUUCCCAAAACCAUGUACCAGACAGAGGUAUCAUACUUGAAUGAUGAAUUCAUCACUACAGAUGAUGCUCUCACCAUUACAAGUCCUUUUUCAUAAAACAAACCCAUACCCAGUGUUACACAACAUUCUUUUAAAAAUAAUCAAGUUUUAGUUCUCUAGGAAGGGCUUAGCCUCAUUAGUUCUCUUUAUAAAACAAGUAGCAAGGAGGAUAAUCAAAUUCCAAGGAAUGAUAAUGCAUCAAUUGUUUAUUCACACAACUCCUAUCACCUAAUACAGCAGGUAAGUGAUAAAAGUUUUUAAAACAGAAGGAGGUGGCAAAUACACCGGGGCUUGUCUGAGAUAACACUAAGUCAGUGUUGUUAGAUGAUGUCCGCUUGGGGAGCAUCUCUCGUCCUGGUACUUGACCAGAUCAUCCAAGCUUCAGGUUCGUUCACCAGCAUCAUUUUGGGAUCAACUCGGCUCUUGUCGUCCGCAUCACGUGAUCAAUUAACGAACCGCGGUGAACAGAACGACAACGAACUUCAGUUCAAGCACUUCAUAGAACACCUAAGGAGCGUUGAACUUAACCUUCUCCUCCACCUAAUUCUCCAGAGAUUUUACUCCAUAUCGUACACAUCAACACACAUAAAACUUCACAUCAGCAGGGUAUUAACCAGACUAGUAAAACAACAGAGGGAUUUAUAGAUCACCAUGGGAGCAGCAGAGGUGGCCGGCCACCAGAAACCAGAGAGGGGCAGCGUCCGUAGGAAAGGGAUGUUGGCGUGGGGAGGGACUGGUGCUUGCCGCAGGAAUGGAAAAAUGGCACAGGGCCAGGGCGAGCAGAAGAGCAGGGGGAGCUCGCCAGGAACCAAGCAGAGAAGAUGAUGGAGAGAGGGACGCUGGCCUGCUGCAGGAAUGGGAGGGCUCCGCCGUCCAAGGAAGAAGCUGGAGCCAGGACGAGCUCGACUGGGGCGCUCGGCAUGGAGUCAAGGGAAGAAGACCAGGCGCCAUGGGAGGGAAACCCCUGCACGCAGAUCAGAGAGGAGGGGCAAGGACGAUCGUCCAGGGCGAGCUCCACAUCGCAGCUAGGGAGAACGAGCAGGGCGGCCGGUUGUAGGAGAUGGGGAGGGACUCGAUCGGCGGCCAUGGACGAGGUGGAGUGCGCGUGGGAGCUGGAGGCUGAGCGCUGGAAGCCGCGGCGCAGUGAAAAUAUCAGGGAGAUGAGCGCCACGGAGAAGAUAACGCUGAGCACGAGAUAGGAACGAA
Zea mays is the source of this 2206-nucleotide messenger RNA. RefSeq lists its product as uncharacterized. The transcript has 2 exons. Lineage: Eukaryota; Viridiplantae; Streptophyta; Magnoliopsida; Poales; Poaceae. Bases 1325 to 1645 code for a protein of 106 amino acids. The record is from RefSeq and is a predicted model, not a curated record.